AGACUAGACGAUCGUCGGACCAUGGCACACACAUUCAGACUGCUGCUCGGACCUUGUUUGUUGUUGUUUGCUGUUUGCCCCCGCGCGGAAUUGACGCGCGGCACAGACAGAGUGUACUACGUGGGGAUCAUUGAGGACGAGUGGGAUUACGCACCGAGUGGAAAAAACCUUCUUAACGGGAAAGACAUCACAAAUGAUGAACAUGCAUCCAUAUUCCUGAGCCGAGGAAGUCAUCGCAUAGGCAGUGUGUAUAAGAAGGCGAUGUUUCAACAGUACACAGAUGCCACUUACAGUCACCUGGUCCCCAAACCUACCUGGCUAGGCUUCCUGGGGCCCAUACUGCGGGCUGAAGUUGAUGAUGUUAUUGUGGUCCAUCUGAAGAACUUUGCUUCCAGGAACUACUCCAUGCAUCCCCACGGAGUCUUCUAUGAGAAGAAUGCAGAGGGAGCGCUCUACCCAGAUGGAACCUCAGGCAGGUUGAAGCAGGACGACGCUGUUCCUCCUGGAGGAAGCUACACCUACCGCUGGGAAGUCAAACCGGAGUUUGCCCCCACUGAGGAUGAUGCCAACUGUCUGACUUGGGUAUACCACUCUCAUGGUGACGCCCCCAGGGACAUUUCCUCUGGGCUCAUUGGGGCGUUACUCACCUGUAAGAAAGGGGUGUUAAAUGCCUCAAUAAUGCGCAGCGAUGUGGACCAAGAUGUAUUCCUGAUGUUCAACGUGGUGGAUGAAAACCUUAGCUGGUACCUGGAGGACAACAUUAACAAAUUCUGCACUGAUCCAACAGGAGUCAACACAGGCGAACAAGACUUUGAGGAAUCAAACUUGAUGCACGCUAUUAAUGGCUUCGUGUUUGGUAACCUGCCUGGAAUCGAGAUAUGCCAGCACCAUUUGGUCGCCUGGCAUUUGUUCGGCAUGGGUAAUGAGGUGGACAUUCAUUCAGCAUUUUUCCACGGGAAUACACUGCUGGACCGUGGCCACCGCACCGACAUCCUCAGCCUGUUUCCAGCCACUUUUGCUACAGCUGAGAUGGUCCCGAAGACGAGAGGAAAAUGGCUGCUGAGCUGCCAGGUUAAUGACCAUUUGCAGGCUGGGAUGCAGGCCUUCUAUGAAGUGAAGUCAUGUGGCAAUGACAGCAGCCCGACGAUGACUGCUGGGGUUGUGAGGAGCUAUUACCUGGCAGCAGAGAAAGUCCUGUGGGACUAUGCCCCUUCAGGAAAAGAUAUGAUUAACAAUAUGUCUCUCACAGAGGCAGGCAGUGCAUCAGAGGUGUUUUUUAGCCAUGAUGGUGGUAAAAUUGGGGGACGCUACUACAAAGUGGUGUACAAGGAGUAUACAGACAAUACUUUCACCACCAGAAAACAGCCAACGUCAGAUUUAGGCAUUUUGGGUCCUGUUCUGAGAGCAGAGGAAGGAGACACUCUCAUGGUGACCUUCUUAAAUAAGGCUGACAGGAACUACAGCAUCCAGCCUCAUGGUGUGCACUAUGAUAAACGCUUCCAAGGCACCAGCUAUGAGGAUGGUGUUGACAAGCCUGGAGCUCAGGUUGGUCCUGGAGAGAAAUUCACUUAUACCUGGGAGGUACUGGAAGGUCCGUCUUCUUCUGAUUCUUCAAGUAUCCCCUACCUGUAUUACUCCGCUACUGAUCCCACUCGGGACACCAUCUCUGGCUUAGUGGGUCCUCUACUCAUAUACAAGAAAGGAACAUUGGGAAAAGACAGAUCACAGGAUGUAGAUAAAGAGUUCUUCUUGUUAUUUUCCGUCAUGGAUGAGAACGCAAACUGGUACUUGGAAGACAGUAUUAUGGCUUUUGGUACCAAUGAGACAAAUCGAGAAGACGAAGACUUUGGGGAGAGCAAUCUGAUGCACGCUGUGAAUGGACUCAUGUAUGGGAACCUGAAUGGACUGGAGAUGUGUGCAGGGGACAAAGUCAGGUGGUACACCUUUGGUCUAGGUACUGAGGUGGACAUCCACGGUGUUUAUUUUGAGGGCAACACCUUCCAGAUGCAGAGCACAACACGUGACACCAUCAGCCUGUUCCCUCACACAGCUGCUGCGGUCACCAUGCAGCCAAACACACCGGGUGUGUAUGAAGUGAGUUGCAGAGUGACCGACCACUUUUCAGCUGGCAUGAGGCAACAGUACAGAGUGAAGAACUGUUCGAGGCACAAGUCAAAGCUAAAGAAAGCCAGUCCUUCUAAUGUUGUGGAGUAUUUUAUCAGUGCUGAGGAAAUCGAGUGGGACUACUCACCUGACAGAGACUGGGAGCUGGAGAAACAUCACGCCACAGCAGAAGACAGUCCAGGCAGUGUAUUUGUGGAGAGAGGGAAGAAUAGAAUUGGCUCACGCUACAAGAAGGUUGUAUACAGAGAGUAUACUGAUGGCACCUUCAAAACGCAAAAGCAGCGACAGGACAGCCAGCAACACCUGGAAAUUCUGGGUCCAUUAAUCAAAGCAGAGGUUGGAGAGCAGAUCUCGAUCAUCUUCAAAAACAAAGCCAGCCGGCCAUACUCGAUUCAUGCCCAUGGAGUUGUAACCAGUGUCACGCAUGUUCCAGUCCAACCUGGCUACGUUUUGGAGUUUAAGUGGGACGUUCCUCACACCUCUGGUCCAGGAGUCUCAGAUCCAAACUGCAUCUCUUAUGCAUACUACUCAACGGUUGAUUUCAUUAGGGAUCUGUACAGCGGUCUUCUGGGGCCUCUGGUGAUUUGCAUGCCUGGAACUCUGCACCGUGUUCAGGGUCUGGACAGACAAAGGAAAGACGUGGAGAAAGAGUUUGCUCUGCUCUUUAUGGUGCAUGAUGAAAACCAGUCCUGGUAUUUGAGGGACAACAUUAGAAAAUACCUCAACACGGAUCCAGAUACCUUCAAACCAGACGAAGGCUUUGAGGAAAGUAACCUGAUGCACGGGAUCAACGGUAAACUGUACGGAAACCUCCACGGGCUGGUGAUGAUGCAGGGUCACAAAGUAGACUGGUACCUCCUGGGCAUGGGCAACGAAGUGGACAUGCACACUGUUCACUUCCAUGCUGAGACUUUCACCUACAAGACGGACCGCGUGCACCGUGCAGAUGUUUUUGAUCUCUUCCCGGGGACUUUCCAGACUGUUGAGAUGGUGGCCGGGAACCCUGGGACAUGGCUGCUCCACUGCCAUGUUACUGAUCACAUCCAUGCUGGCAUGGAGACCACAUUCACCAUCAAAAAGAACUCCUCCUCACGUGAUGAAGCUUCCAUAAAGAUUCUACUCAUCUCUCUGGCACUUUGUCUAUUGAAGGAUCUUUGAUGCUGGAUUGGAAGAUUGUAACUAUAUCCAGUGGUUGGCAAUCUACUUAUGGAAUCCAGGGGAUUAGUUCACAGUUUAUGGACUAUAUCAACAGCCUGGUGGAAGCAAGAACGUUUUUAUAUAGGGGUUAUUUUUUUUUAAUUAUACCUGGAAGGUUACAAUAUUUAAUUUAGUAUGUUUGCCUAUUUUUGCAAAGCACUGAUGCACCAAAUAUAUGACGAUCCAGUUACGAAUGUAAAAUGAAAUCAUGAAUUAUCUCUGUUGUAUAGUCUGAUGUCUUUUUUUUUUUAUCUCUACUUAAUGUCACCUAUCAUGUAUAAAGCCACUUGGAAGAGUCUAUGCAACAAGAUAUUGCCAAGAAAAAAAAAAAAAUUAAUGGCUUUUGUGUGUUUCAUAUCUUUAGGAAGCUGUGAUGUAGAUUUUUGCUCAAUUAUCCAAUCAUGUCUGCAGUUCAAAAUAGAAUUUUUUGACACUGUUAUAUACUUUAAGUCUCGAAGGAAAAAUUGAUUGUAUGUUAAACAUAUCAAUAAAUGAGUUUGCUAUCUUGCAAGAACAACAUCCUUCAUAAGGA
Molecule: messenger RNA, 3853 nt
Organism: Thalassophryne amazonica
Lineage: Eukaryota; Metazoa; Chordata; Actinopteri; Batrachoidiformes; Batrachoididae
Product: ferroxidase HEPHL1
Exons: 21
Coding region: 22-3282 (1086 amino acids)
Biological process (GO): iron ion transport
Cellular component (GO): plasma membrane
Molecular function (GO): ferroxidase activity; copper ion binding
Source: RefSeq, a predicted model, not a curated record